Molecule: messenger RNA, 850 nt
Organism: Aspergillus ruber CBS 135680
Lineage: Eukaryota; Fungi; Ascomycota; Eurotiomycetes; Eurotiales; Aspergillaceae
Exons: 1
Coding region: 123-632 (169 amino acids)
Source: RefSeq, a predicted model, not a curated record
AGUCGGCGGGGACUGAAUGGCUGAUGCCGACAGAACAUAAGCAUUCAUCUCUGAACAGAUGAGGCAAUUGACCUAAAAUUGAAAGCGAGUUUAAUCGGUUAUUCCUUGACUGCUGGAGAAACAUGCUGGACCUACUUUCAAUGUGCGACCUAAUAUCUGUCUCUCGACCCGGAGCUUUCAAGAGGUGGUGUAAACCCCACAGCGAUUUCAUCUUAAUACUUAACCAACUUUAUGAAUUAGUCCUCGCCAGAUUAACGAUCAAGGAAGAUAUUCCAGGACCCUUCCCUCAGAUCCCAAGUCUUAGGACGCUUCACGUGGGCCUAGCAUAUCACUGGGGAAAGGAAUGUCCCCUGCUUGAUGGAGCUGCUAUUCUCGAAUGCCUACAUUCUGUCAGCAGGACAACCGAGGUGCUUUCAUUUUAUUUAAAUUACUACCCAGCCAGCCUUGGAGAAUACUAUUUUCACGAGGCUGACGCCAUACACAAGGGGCCCUUUCGAUACUUCCUCCUGCAAUUUCCUAGACUUCGGUCUAUGGACGUGCCCAUUACCAUGCUCUUGGACACAGCUCCAACGACAACGGUUGAUAUUCGCACGCUCUUACCUAAUAUCAUACAGUAUUUAUGUUUGCAAUAGGAAUUUUCAGGGGCCAUGGGACAAUAUUUCUAGGAUAACGAGGGCGAGCUUCUGGGCUUUGUUCAUCAACUGCUGUCCGCAUCUGGGAUAGAAUGGAAGAGAAAUAUUAUCUUCAGGAGCAAGCAAACGUGACGGAACUCCGCAAACAGACGGAAAUUGACCUGGCAGUUAUGUUUGAUGAACUAUCCCCAGGCUUAUGAACGUAAUGUUCUGCUUGA